AUUGUAAACUACAGGUUGAUGAGUUGAGUAAUCGAUGGUGAAUAAAGCUGGCGCAAGUGUACAUCAGCGUAGGGUGAUAUAGGGAUUAUUGGUAUAGGUUGGUACAGGUGCACAAGCUCAGGUGUAGCACCGCGGUCCGCAAGUGGUGUUUGCUGUUGGCAGUAAUGAACAUAUAUGAACAGCAAGUUGCUGCUGCCGGCUAUUGCUGGUUGGAUGACAGAGUCAUACAAGGAAGGACAGCGAGAGCUUGAUAGAACGUCGAACGUCUCAUGUGUCAAAACAACCCAGUCUGUGGGUAAUGGGAGUAGUCAUUACCGUAAUGCCUAUUUUAUGUUUCGUUGAAAGGGAGAUAAAAUAUUUUCGGAGAAUAAUUUGAACAAUUAAUUUUCAGAAAGCUGUAAUAUUUACUUUUUUGAAGUCUCAAAUAGUAAAAGUGACAUGUUGCUUUUACGAAUGAAGUUAAUUAUAUCUCCAAUACUCUUAGUUCUUAUUUGUGUACAUGUUGCUGUUGGAGUUUUUAACCCUUAUCCUAAAAUAAAAAAGCUGCCAAUUCCAGAAUCGGCUGGGAAACCUUUAAUACUAACGCCUUUAAUUGAGUCUGGUAAGAUUGCAGAAGCCAGAAAAGAAUCUAGAGUUUUACCUUUAUUUGGUGACAGAGGAAUAGAGAGUUAUUCAGGAUACUUUACAGUAAAUAAGAACUUCAAUUCCAACUUGUUCUUUUGGUUUUUUCCUUCUCAGGGAAGUAUUUCUGAUGACCCUGUGAUUCUGUGGCUUCAAGGAGGUCCAGGAGCAUCGUCGCUUUAUGGAUUGUUUGAGGAGCAUGGGCCUUUCAUUGUUGACAAAUCAGGCAGCAAGUUACUUCCAAGAAAGUAUUCAUGGAUUAAGCAGCAUAAUGUGAUAUACAUAGACAAUCCAGUAGGAACAGGGUACAGCUUUACAGAUGGAGGUUAUGCUAAAAAUGAAACUGCUGUAGGUAAUGAUCUUUAUUCAGCUGUUAUUCAAUUUUUUAAACUUUUCCCAGAACUGCAAUCAAAUCCAUUUUUUGUAACCGGAGAAUCUUAUGCAGGAAAAUAUGUGCCUGCACUUUCCUACACAAUACAUACCAAGAACCCUAAUGCAACAAUAAAAAUUAAUCUUAAUGGUCUAGCAAUGGGAAAUGGUUUAAGUGAUCCACUUCAUAUGUUAAAAUAUGCGGAUUAUGUCUAUCAACUUGGACUUAUAGACUCUAAUACAUGUAAUCAACUUCAUGUGCAAGAAGACUUAGGACAAAAAUACAUGGAAAAUAAACAGUGGGCAAAAGCAUAUGAGGCAAGUUCAGUCUUUGAAGAUAUUUUAGCAAAGAUUGGUGGCUUAACAGGCUUCUCUUCAUAUUACAAUUAUUUGUAUGCUAAUGGAGAAAGUUUUGGAGGAGAUUUCAGCAGUUACAUACAACAAAGUCAUGUACGUGAAGCAAUUCAUGUAGGCAAUGCAGAAUUUCAUGACGAUAGUACUGUAGGCAGAAACUUGAUGGAAGACUUCAUGCAAUCAGUUAAACCAUGGAUUGAAGAACUCUUGGAACAUUAUCGUGUCUUAGUGUACAAUGGUCAAUUGGAUAUCAUAGUUGCCUAUCCUCUUACAGUGUCUUAUCUGAAUACAUUACAUUGGAGCAGUGCUGCUGAGUAUAAGGUUGCUUCUCGAUUUCCUUGGCAUGUGGGGAAAGAUAUUGCAGGAUAUGUCAAGACUGCUGGCAAUUUAACUGAGGUUCUUGUCCGUGAUGCAGGGCACAUGGUUCCAUCUGAUCAGCCCAAAUGGGCUUUAGACCUCAUUGGUAGAUUUACAUCAAACAAACCAUUCCAUUAAGUAAGAAAAUUGUACUCAAAAUAUUUUUUCUUCACCUUAUUUUCUCUUGUGGUAUUAAUUUUGAAAACUGUUUUUAUUAUUUAAGAUUUUUGUUAUUGCUCCUUGAUUUUUAUAAACAACUUUAGCAUAUUUUUGUCAAACAUUGUAUAUAUUACAUUUUCAAGCUCUGCAUCAGCUGGCUUGCAUAGGUGCCUUAAGGUUAAAUGAAUUUUUUUUUUAAUAAAAUAAUCAUACCAUCUGACACAAAUAAUACACAGUGGCAUGAUUAGUGGACAAUCCACCUUGAGUGGCCUCAAAAUUUACAUUUGUACUUAAAUCUUGGUUGCCUGGGGAAAGAUACUGUCUUCCUAAUAUCAUUUAAAAAUCCUUUACGUACACUUUUAUCAAAAGUUUAAAAAUAUAUUCCCUUUAGAAAGUUCUAAUGUGAAACAAUUUUUUAACUUACUUGUAAAUUAUUAAACUUUGCUUCUAAUUUUGUACACAAACUCUGUAACUAUCUUCAAUUUAUAUUUUCUUCAAUGUUUUUAUAUAAAAAUGCAAUAAAACUACUACAUAAAUUAAAUGUAUUCAGUUAAAAAUACAGA
This is a messenger RNA of Gryllus bimaculatus (two-spotted cricket), 2423 nucleotides long. Lineage: Eukaryota; Metazoa; Arthropoda; Insecta; Orthoptera; Gryllidae. The record is from the annotation of a GenBank genome assembly.